This is a messenger RNA of Hemibagrus wyckioides, 6028 nucleotides long. RefSeq names its product microtubule-associated protein 1Sb (gene map1sb). NCBI's taxonomy places the organism in Eukaryota, Metazoa, Chordata, Actinopteri, Siluriformes, Bagridae. Gene Ontology annotation, cellular component: synapse; cytosol; neuronal cell body. The transcript has 7 exons. Bases 4 to 3981 code for a protein of 1325 amino acids. Gene Ontology annotation, molecular function: microtubule binding; actin binding. Gene Ontology annotation, biological process: dendrite development; regulation of microtubule depolymerization; microtubule cytoskeleton organization. The record is from RefSeq and is a predicted model, not a curated record.
GUGAUGCCAUCAUCCUCAGCAGAACCUCCCAUCAUGGCGGAGGAGGAGCGCGUGUCGCACCCCGGCUUCAUCCCCUCGCGCUACUCGGCGCUCCUCAUCAUCAGCGCGGCUCCGGAGCGGAACAUCCGGGACUUUCUCUCCUCGGAGCUUCAGAGAGGGUUGCGGGUGUGGGAUGUGGAUCUGACGGUGUGUAAUUUGGAUGAAGAGCUCAGAGUGUUCGUGAAUCGUCAUUCCUCACAGAGCUGCAGUGAUGUUAAAGGUCAGCGGAUAUUGGAGUUCAGUACCAGUGUGUUCAGCUGCAGAGUGGUGUUCAGUCCAUCAGAGGAAACUCUCUAUUCUCAGAUACACGACCUGAUCACGGACACAUCUCGGCACAAGCUACUGGUCCUGGCUGGACGCUCCCUGGAGGACAGCGGGGACCUCGUCUUACACACCGGACACUUCUCUCCAAACCACUUCGUUCAGAUCUUUACAGAUGAGGAGAUUCAGCAGCAACUGAACUCUGCGAGCGUGACAGGAAAAGCAAACCUGACCCUUAGUUGCCCGAAGACUGGAACGUGGAAGAACUCCAUACUUGCGAAACACAAUUUACAAGAUGUAAUCGACAUUAAGGUGAACCCUUUAAUGGUGCUGCCCAAAAUGGACGGUCUCCAGGAGUUCACCGAUCAUCUCUGUGAGAACAUUGAGCCUCUAUCUCCGUUUGAUCUCCUGGAACCCCCAAGCACGGUGGGGUUCCUCAAACUCUGUCGUCCCUGCUGCUACAUAUUUCCUGGUGGGAGAGGGGACUGCGCCUUUUUCGCCGUCAAUGGAUUCAAUGUCCUGGUCAACGGUGGAUCGGAUCCACGCUCUUGCUUCUGGAAGUUAGUCAGGCAUCUGGACCGUGUAGAUUCUGUUCUUCUCACUCACGCUGGGACUGAUAAUCUUCCAGGGAUUAAUAGUCUUUUUGCCAGGAAAGUCGCUGAGCUCGAGGAAGACGAUUCCUCCAACUCAGAGGAGAAAGAAAAAUGGCUGAAAAAUCUGAUCUCUCCAGAGUUGGGCGUUGUUUUCUUUAAUGCACCAAAAAGGCUGAAAAAAAUUCAAGGUGAUUCGAAUGUGCUGCGAAGUAGCGAUCAAGCAGGCCUUACCUUACGUCACUUGGAGAAACUCAAGAUCUCAGCAGAACCACUACUUCGCAAUUCAAGUGGUCCCCUAGAACCGGUGAUUCUGUUUCAGAAGAUGGGUGUUGGAUGUCUUGAGCUUUAUGUCAUUAACCCGGUUAAAGGCAGCAAAGAGUUUGAGGACUUCAUGAACCGCUGGCCAGAAAACAGCACCAACCCCAAAGGCUCCGAAGUUCCCCUAAGUUCUCUGGUGUCUAUUUGCACUUUACUUGCGUGGCAUCCUGCCAGCCCUCAUGAGAAGAUCAUACGAGUCCUUUUCCCUGGGUCAACACCACAAACAAAAAUACUGGAAGGUCUAGAAAAGCUGAAGCACCUGGAGUUUCUCAAGCGUCCUGUAGUGUGCUCCAAAGAUAUCGAGCCGAAGUCAGAAAAGAACCCAAAAAGAGCCGAGAGCCAAGACAGCCUCAAGUCUGGCACCAAAGAAUCCAGGACAAGCAGUGCCACCACUAAGGAGAAAUCAGCCCAUGGGAAUCCAGAGCCAAAAGACCAGGUCAAGACCAAGACUAUGAAUGGUGAGGAAAAAACGAAGUCUGUUGAAAAUGAUGCCAAGUCUAAACUGAACAAAACUAUUGCAAGGAAGGAAUCGUUUAAAGCCAACAAAAAAGAUGACAGGAGUAGCAUGCCUGUGUCAAAGAAACAGGAAAUCAAACAGAGGAAAACAUCAGGUAAAAAGGAUUCCCCAUCGAACAAGCAGAAGAAUGAUGAAAAGACUGAAGUCAGAAAAAACAAUCUGAUGGGGAAAGAGGCCAAGAAAGUGACUCCAAGGUCUGCAUCGCCUUCUGCAAACCCAAAUAAAUCUGCAGGUCCAAAGAAAAAUGCAAUUAAAGUAAACAAAGGGACAGAAGACAAAGUCAAAAUCAAUAAAUCUAACAAGGAGCAGCAAAACCAGAAGCUCUCAGCUGACGUGGAUGCAGAUCCAAAACCCUCGAAAAUAUCUUCACCUGAGGACAUGACAUCACAGUUUCUUGAAAUGGAGCAAGAGCAGUCACAUGAAUUGUCUGCCGGCAUCCGGUCAAGGAAGGAAUCAGGAAGUGAGCCUGAUCCAAAAAACAGCCAUGUGAGUCCAGAGAAAUCUACAGAUGACCUGCCGAAUCCAGUCAAGUCCACUGAGGCCUCUGGGAAUGUCAAGACUCCAAAGAGUGAGCGCAGUGUAAACCUGGACCUGACACCCACUGAGUUUAGCUGGGUUGAUGGAGCUCUGAAGGACAAUCCGCCCAAGAGUGGCCAGGACGAAGUCUGCAUUAGCCCAGAUGAAAAGACAUUGGAGUUGAGUUCUCCAAGAUCUGGUCCAAACAGCGCAGGUCAUACGCCAUACCACAUUUCCCCUGAGGAAACUUGGGCCUCCAGUGACCGCAGCAGUUUAGCGGCUAAGAUGUGCUUGGGAUCAGACAGCCAGCAAGGAGCAUCGUGUAAGACUUCAGAGUCUGGAUGUCCCAGAAGUACACAAGAGAGUAACUCCAGCUCUUCUAAAGAGAAACACUCCAGUUUCUUGUCUUUGAGCUCUUUCAAGGACAUUAUUCCUGAUAUAUCACCUACGGUGACCACCACCACCCACUCGAUGCCUGCUGAAGUUAGCUCACCACAGUCCACUGAGGUUGAUGAGUCCUUAUCGAUGUCCUUUGAGCAGGUGCUUCCUACGGUGAGUGAAUCCACAAACGAAGACGAGACAUCCUACUCUAAUGGACACUAUGCAGAUCCUGACUUCAAAGUAGGCAUGUCUUUAUCUUUAAAGAUGGCACAUGGCAAGAGGGUGAUGAACGACGCCCCAGAUGGACGUCCUUCUGGACCCCAGAGUCUGAUGUUUGAUGCUGCUCAUGAUGUCGACCUUUGUUUGGUUUCUCCCUGUGAAUUUAAACAUUUCAAACCUCUAGAGAAAGAUCAGCACACCCUUUCACCAGCAAUGAUGGCUACCAGCCCUCAUGACUUCUCGGAUGACAGUGAUCGCUCCCAAGAAGUGGUGAAGCCGCUGCAGCAGAUGUUUUUUGGCAACAAGUCCACUCACCCAGCCCAGGAAACUCCGCUCACCUCUGCUAGCGACUACUUCCCCACUGCCUCGGAUUCUGACCCCCCACCCGGCCUGGAGGAAUGCCCUUCUAUCACUGCAGAUGGUGCAUUAGAUUCUGAUGAGGAGGCAGGUGUGCAGUGCUCCUCGGAGAACUUGAACCUGAAUAAUUCACCACUUCAGGAUCCUCUUCCUGUUCCUCUCAAAGACUUCCCUCCUCUUCCCGCCCAGCCUGGGGCCUGCAUGCCUGAUCCUGGGAAACUUGGGAAAACAGGAGCAAAGAACAGAAAGACGACUGUGGUUACGCAGAGGCUGAGUGCAUCUAGCAGUUCGGCACAAGCUAGCAAGUCCAGAACAGGAACUCAGAGUGGAUCGGCUGGGAGUCUGAGGUCCAACUCUACCGUAGACACUCCAAUAUCACGUUCUUCUCAUUUUGGUGCAAAACGACUAACCACCACAGGUAUGAAGGGCAUCACCUCUGUGUAUUUAGACCUGGCGUAUCUCCCAUCUGGAAACGCAGCAUCCACUAUUGAUGUCGAAUUCUUCUGCCGCUUGCGAUCAUCCUGUUACAUUAUAAGUGGAGAUGAUGAUCUUAAAGAAGCCAUGAUGAGACCCAUUCUGGAUGCUUUACUGGACGGAAAGUCUGUUUGGCCUGAAGAUGUGCCAGUGACACUAAUCCCCACGUUCGAGUCGAUGGUGAUGCACGAGUGGUACCAUCAGACCCAGGAGAGGCAGCAGCAGCUGGGCAUCACGGUUCUGGGUAGCAACAGCACAGUAGCCAUGCAGGAGGAGACGUUCCCCGCCUGUAAAGUGGAGUUCUGACAGGCGGUGAUAAAAUAACAAGAAGAGUGGGCGGGGCUUAAUGUAACAUUUAAUUUAGAAAUGUUUUUUUAAAAAAAGCAGAAAAUGUUCAGCAUAGUGUAGUGUUUUUGAUGCUGUAACACACUAACACACACACACAUACACACUAACACACACUAAUACACACACUAACACACAAACACUAAUACACACACACACACACUAAUACACACACACACACACACACACACACACCUCGUUAAAGGUGUGUUAAUGAGCUGAUCAGGUUCUAACAAACACUAAUAUACACUAUUACACUAACCACUAUCCAGUCUUAUUAGAAUUUAUUCUGUGGGUUCUCGGUGGUUCUAGGUGUAGCUAACAUUCUCGUGAGUACACUAAGUAGGGAGGAGUUCUGGGGUUUGGGAUUGAGCCAUUGUUUUAUUAAGUGCACUAUAUAGUGAUGCAUUCCUGGAUUUGGGACUGCAGAUGUUAUAGUCGGGAACGUUAGCGCUGAACCAGGAAGUAGAAGACAGGAAGCAGGAAACGGGAGAUAAAACAAAAGGUUUUAGAGAUUUCAUUAUCACACGUCACUGUGUGCUUCAGCGUUACACAUUUACUCAACAUUUUAACCCUCUCACUGACGUAUAAACACCCGCGGUGUGUGUAGCGGUGUGUGCACGCUGUGUGUUACCUGCAUGUGGUUCCAGUUUGCUUAUCUGAGAUUUAAAAAAAACAAAAAAAACAACAUCAGUUGUGAAAUAAAUCUAUCCAGAACGCACGAUUCCGAAGAUUUAAGAAGUGUAGAAGUAGCUGUAGAGUGGAAGAGAACACGCAUGUGUGUGAGAGAAUGCGGCAAAAUCAGGACACAAAUACAUGGACGUUCAAGACCUUCUGAUGAAGGACAAAUACAAGACGUUCUGAUGAAGGACAAAUACAAGACGUUCUGAUGAAGAGUAUCGUUCAUUAGAAUUCUAGAGUAAAUAACGAGUCCAUCUCUUGCGGAAACAAGAACAGCUCUGAAUUUUCAGAAAUGUGUACAACACACAUUAGUCAAGCUGGUUGUGAUUACUUCCUGUGGAACUUCCUGAUUAAGCUUUAUAUAGAGAAAAAUCCUGGCCCUUAAUUCGGGAGUGAAUUAACGACUUGAUAACAGAUUGUAUUUAAUCUGCUGGCAGUCUGUUAGCUGUGUGAUGGGCGGAGUUAAAGUGCAUUACUUCCCCAUGGGAAAAAAAGUCAUAUUGAUUUGUGUUCAUCAGCAAAAAAUCUUUUUUUUUUUUUUUUUACUUGUUCCUGAUUCUUGUCCAUUGUAGCUCAUGCUGUGUGAACUUCCUGCAGAGUUCAGAUCCAUUUCCUGCUCUAACACACUCACAUACAUUCUUUAACAUAUUACUGGAAACAUUAACAUUAUUAAUUCCAUCACGCUUAGCUAACUCACACGUGCACGUUUAGCUAAGCUAAACUUCAUGCAGACGAGUCUAGCCGAUCGGGAACGAACUCUCUAAGCCAGCGGAUGCUAUCUAGUUUUUAGCAUUAAACAGACGAUCUCAUUGUUCACCUCCCUUAAAGAAACAAUCGAUGCAUUUCUGGUUUCCAUAACAACGCCCCACCCCCAUGACCACACCCACAGCAACAUUAGAGAAGCAUCAGUCUGAGGUCCGGCUGAGGAAUGUCACGGACACUCGCUAGUCAGUCUGCUAGCUAGAGCGGGUUAGCCGGCUAGUCCUUUUAACUUUUUAGCGCUAAACUGACCAAAAACUCUAACCAGGGGUCAGGAGCGUGGAGAUAAAUAAGACGGGUUAAUAAGGUUUAACAGCGUGUUUGAGUCAGAUGAUUUAUAAUUCUCGAGCGAGUUCCAGGUCCUGAGUGUUUGUGACAUCGUGCUGCUGUGUGUGUGUGUGUGUGUGUGUGUGUGUUUAAUGUGCUGUAACUUUCUCCUGCUGAAUCCCAGGAUUUUAUUCAGAAGGAAACUCCACAUGGCCACCAGACUAGAGGAAUGUGUGUAAUAUUGAACAGAAGAGUGUAGGAUAUGGAUUUGUUAUUAAAAUUAAAACAAAUAUAAACCGCU